Molecule: messenger RNA, 1061 nt
Organism: Trichoderma asperellum CBS 433.97
Lineage: Eukaryota; Fungi; Ascomycota; Sordariomycetes; Hypocreales; Hypocreaceae
Biological process (GO): regulation of GTPase activity; endoplasmic reticulum to Golgi vesicle-mediated transport
Cellular component (GO): TRAPP complex; cis-Golgi network; trans-Golgi network
Source: RefSeq, a predicted model, not a curated record
AUGUCUCUCUCCCCUCCCCUCCCCCCCUUCAACUCCUCCGACCCAACCGCCACGUUCCUCUCCUCCUCCACCCUCGACUUCCUCCUCAUCGAACUCGUCCCGCUCGCCCACCGCGUCACCGUCGAGCGCGACCUCGCCUCUCCCUCAGCCCUAGCCCCAGCCUCAGCCUCAGCAGCAGACACAGCCGCCCUGCAGUCUCCCCCCCACAGCGCAGCGACAGCAAAGUCCGAAACCACAUCCGGCACAGUCGUCGGCGACGCAGCGGCAGCAGCAGCAGGAGAUACCCCCAAGAGGAUAGACGACGAGGAACAUCUCGAUGCGGUGCAUUAUAGACUCGAGUCGCAGGGUUACCGCGUUGGCCAGGGUCUUGUAGAAAGAUUCUCUCGCGAUCGACCCCGCUUCAACGAUACCCUCGACGUAAUCAAGUUCCUCUGCAAAGACCUGUGGUCUCUCGUCUUUGGCAAGAACAUUGACAAUCUCAAGACAAAUCACCGAGGAGUCUACGUCCUCACCGACAAUGCCUUCCGUCCAUUCUCGCGCAUGAGCACAGAAACCGGCAGCCAUGCCAUCGUCCGAGCACAGCCUUUCCUAUGGUUCCCCUGCGGCAUCAUCCGCGGCGCAUUAGCUGCUCUGGGUAUCAACGCCACCGUUCAAGCCGAAGUCAAUGAGCUACCGGGAGCCAUAUUUCAGAUCAAGACCAUCCCCGCCAAGCCAUAGUAACCAAAACCGCUACAACGACAACUUUGCGUACUGAGAACUAAGAGAAAGAUGAGAACCAUAAAGGAGUGGACAAAUGAGCCAUGUGCGAAUAGACGACGCAAUCCGCCUUUUUGUUUUUUUCUUUUUUUCGUUCUUUCUUCUUUCCCAGACAAAAGCAACUCCAUUACUCAGCUUCAUGCAACUAGCAGAGAACUAAUAUUCAAUGGGGACGAGAGGCUAUUCGACAGAAAAGGCUUCGCAUGGGGAGGGGUAGAGACUCUGGGACAUUUUACAGCCUAUGAAAGAAAAGCAAAUCAUCAGCCACCCUGCUUAUGCGCGCGUAUAUAUAUUAUACCUAGUAG